Molecule: messenger RNA, 224 nt
Organism: Funneliformis mosseae
Lineage: Eukaryota; Fungi; Glomeromycota; Glomeromycetes; Glomerales; Glomeraceae
Source: the annotation of a GenBank genome assembly
AUGUUAACGCCGCCAAUGCAACCUUCAGAUUUUUUUUCUGAAACUUCUUUGGAUGAUAUUGCAAGCAAUGAAUUUUGGAAUGUUUUACAUAAUGAAACUAAUAAUCAUUGUCUUGGAAAUUCAUCUAUAAUAAAUGAUAGUGGACUUUCAGAUGGAUUAAAUGGUAAUGAAAAUGAGAGUGACUUUGGUGAAGUAGGUUUAGGAAUCUCUGUAGAGAAUAAUAA